Durio zibethinus is the source of this 1884-nucleotide messenger RNA. RefSeq lists its product as uncharacterized. Gene Ontology annotation, molecular function: protein binding. Lineage: Eukaryota; Viridiplantae; Streptophyta; Magnoliopsida; Malvales; Malvaceae. The record is from RefSeq and is a predicted model, not a curated record.
UGAGGAUAGGUAGCUUUUCAGUUUUUUUUUUCUUUAAGUAGAAAUGCAAGCCUCCAACGAUCUUCAAUGACGAUAGUCAAUAGAUGUGAUUCAGUAUGUUAGAUGGUCCUAUUUUACCAUUUGCAUAAGUAGGAAUUAGUCAAUUGGAAGUGAUCAAAAAUCAAAAUGGCUGUAGUUGUGUUGGUGCCAAUUCGGUAUGGAUUAUAUAACCGUGAAAUCAUACGGUUAGAGGUAGAUUAGAAGUAAAGGCCAAAGUUGUUUUCCUAAUAGAAAAACAGAGAGAGAAUCAGCCGUCAAUACUUAAAAUGAGAAGGGGUAUUUAUAUAUGUGGAUUGAUAUGGCUCAGUUAGAAAAACCUUAGGGAGUCGCCCACAUGGUAUGAUCCAAGCUGAUGUGGCACAUUAACUUCAAUGCCUAGAUGAUACGUUGGUUCAGUCACGCAUUUGUUUGGUGAAUUGCUGUGCUGAUAAGUAUAGGGAUCACAUCAGCUUAGUUCAAAUGAUUAGAAUAUUCUUAUCAUUUCGUUGAGCACUAUCUACAAUAAAAGAACGAUUUUACUUUUGAAGACCACAAAGUGUUAAGAAUGUCUCUAUCAAGUUGCAUAAUUAGUUUUGGGUGUGUUUUUUAAUAAUAUGACAAAUAAAUUUUAUUUGAAUUCAAAACCAAUAAAUGAAGAGAAUAAGAUUGGAAUAUUAAAUUUGCAUAAUUUCGUUCCAACUUAUUAUUCUCUCAGUGUCUUUGCCGAGCAUAUUAUUUGUUAUAGGCUCAUUUUCAGAGAUUGAUAAAUCACAAUUUUACAUGGAUAUCAUCAAAUCAAGCAAUUUAUCAAAGAAUUUUGUUUGUGGCUCUAAUUUAAUAUUAAAAAUAAUAAGAAUAAAAAAGGAAUACAACAGAAACUCCAACCGCCCAAAUUUGGACAUGAAAAGAGGAUGAGAGCAGGGGAAGCAAUGGGUGCAUGCAAAGCACCAUUUUCCCAUCUCCUUUCUUCACCAAAUCCCAACACUAAAACCGUCAAAACCCCAUUUUUAAACCCUGAAACCACCAGCAGGCGCCUCCUUCUCUUCUCCUUCCCUCUUUCCACUCUUCCCACUCUUAUCCUUCCCAGCAGUAGCCCUUGCAGCAGCAGUUAUGCCCUUGGCAGUAGUAAAUUAGUUCAGCCCAGCUUCAUGGGUGCUUUAGCUGCGAGUUUUGACCCGGUGAGCCAGGCUGAGAGAGACGCCAGCACCCUUAUUACUCGGAGAGUAUCUGAAGCUGUGGAGUUGUUGGAGAGAGGGAAGGAGUUGCAGGCUCAGGGUGACUUUCCCAAAGCUCUUCAAUUCUUUACUUUGGUGGUUGAAAAUUAUAAAGAUUUUGCAUUCUCAGACUACGCAAGAGUUGGGAGGGCAUUGGCCUUAUAUGAGGUUGGAGACAGAGAAGAAGCUAUUGCAGAGAUGGAGGAUGUUUCAAUAUCUUUAAAGGGAUAUCCAGAAAUACACGCAGCUCUUGCUGCGGCCUUAUAUGUGGACAAACAUGCACCACUGCUAGCUGAAAAUCAAUUCGCAAUUGCAACUCUACUUGACCCUCACUUUACAGAUCUCUCUUACGUGAUAGAAACAAAACAUUGGCCUCCAAGUUUGGUUAGUUCCUUGCGACAUUUUAUCACACUUUCCUAAAGAUUUGUGCUGAAUAUUACAGCAUAUUACAUUUGGCAAAUUGUUAUCAAGAACAGCAUUUUCUGGUUGAAUUUAUACUAUGAUAGAUUUUAAAUAUUUCAUUAUCUUAUGAUUUGGGUGAAGAUGAUAUAUGUAUAUACACAUUCAGCUUAUACUUUCCGCGUCCAUGCUCUGUCCACCUUCAUUUUGGCUAAGUUUUUCUUCUGCUGAGAGUGUGGGAAGAAACAUGUAA